UAUCGCCCUUUUUAAGCAAAUCCGCCGAAAACAAGCGAAUCCUCUUUCGCCUCCCGCUCCACCGGCGAUCCAUGUAGAUUGAUCAGGUCCUCUUAGGGUUUCGAUCUCUUCUUCGUCUUCUCUCUCUUCUUUUUGUUGUUUUCUUUUAGGAUUCGAUCUAUUUGGGGAGGAAAGAAUGGGGGAUAUAUACACGGAUUUCGUAGAUUUCAUGAGGCGGCCGGCGGUGGUGGAGACGUUGAUCGAUAUUUUGCUGUGCGCGGUGCCGAUCUGGGUGGCGGUGAUGAUCGGGCUGGUGAUUGGGUGGUCGUGGCGGCCGCGGUGGACGGGGCUGUUGUUCCUGGGGAUGAGGAGUAAAUUCCGGUUCCUGUGGACGGCUCCCCCGGGCCUUGGUGCCCGCCGGCUCUGGUUGGCGUUCACCGCCCUUUCGGCCUUCUCCGUGUGCCGGAAGCUCUGGUCCAGCUUCAAGGGGAAGGGCGAGGGCUCGCCGGCCGCGGAGGACUCGGGCUCCCGGUCGGCGGUCUCGAUGUCCUCCGUGGAGGAGGAUGAUGGUGGAAGCUUCAGUGGAGCUUUUGAGGAUGGGGAUGAUGUUGUUGCUGAGAAAGAUUUGGAGCAUCUGUUGCAUCUUUUAGAUGGUAAGGUAGGAGAUGCGGUAUGGCAAAAUCAAAUGGAACGCACCACACCAAACAUGAUAUACCAAGCUUGGCGUCACGAACCUGAGGUGGGCCCGAUAAUUUAUCGCAGCAGAACAAUAUUUGAGGAUGCAACUCCUGAAUUGGUUAGAGAUUUCUUUUGGGAUGAUGAUUUUCGACUUAAAUGGGAUCCCAUGCUUGCACACUUUAAUAGUUUGAAGGAAUUCCCUCAAAGUGGAACUAUGAUUGUUCACUGGAUAAAAAAGUUCCCAUUCUUCUGCAGUGAUCGAGAAUAUAUAAUUGGUCGACGCAUAUGGGAGUCUGGAAAGACUUACUAUUGUGUGACGAAGGGUGUUCCUUACCCAGCUUUAUCCAAGAAAGAAAAGCCAAGGCGUGUGGAACUGUAUUUCUCAAGUUGGCGCAUCAGGGCAGUGGAAUCGCGCAAACAAGAUGGGCAGCUUUCUGCAUGUGAAGUAACGCUCAUUCACUACGAGGACAUGGGCAUUCCCAAGGAUGUAGCAAAGGUCGGUGUCCGUCAUGGGAUGUGGGGAGCUGUCAAAAAACUGCAGUCUGGUAUGAGAGCAUAUCAAGUAAUGAGAAAAACAGAGACAUCCCUGUCCAGAAGUGCACUAAUGGCACGUAUCACCACAAAGAUCCCGAUUGAUGGAACCGUCACUCUCUUAGACCCAGAACCGUUGAGUGAAUCAGAAGAAGGUAACAAUGAUAAUUCUCAUGAGGUACGUCAAGGGGUUGACUGGAAAUGGGUGGUUAUUGGUGGAACGGUAGCUGUUGUCUGUGGGCUUCAGACGGGUCUUAUUGGUAAGGCUCUGUUAUUUGGGGCUGCAAGGAGGCUUGCAAAGAAGUGAGAAUUACAUUCUGCACAGAGUUUAUUUUGGGGGAUUGAUUUCUGAUUCCUAUUUUGAGCACUCGAAUAUUACAAACGGCGGAAAAGCUGCAUAUAUAAGUUUUUUUGUUUUUGUAGCUGACAAUUAAUUUGGUAUCCAUUGUACUCGAGAAGCCUUGUAUUGCAUUGUAUUGUAUGAUAUUCUUAUCAUUUUGUGAUGGUUUGUCUAAGCGUACUUAUAACAAGCC
Molecule: messenger RNA, 1721 nt
Organism: Elaeis guineensis (African oil palm)
Lineage: Eukaryota; Viridiplantae; Streptophyta; Magnoliopsida; Arecales; Arecaceae
Molecular function (GO): lipid binding
Source: RefSeq, a predicted model, not a curated record